UCAACCAAAGCACACUUACAUACUUCAGGGCAAAAUGGUUGGGAGAUAUUCUCGUUUGUGUGGAUAUAUCUGUCUUCUUAUCCAGGUUUACGCGAAAGUGGACAACCCAACAUCAACUAUACUAUUCAGUAAACCAGGGGGAAUUGACAAGUUAUCUGUCAGUCCACCACAGUCAUCAGUAGCCCCUGUAGCUGCAGGCACGGUUCCUGUAUCUAUUGACUACGACCCCGUGGAGCAGAAACUGUAUCGGACAAAUGCUGCUCCUGAGAAGAUCAAAGCAAGAAACAUGAAAAAGAACACCGAGGAACUCAUCAUGUCCUUCAAUGCAAGUGCUGAUUUAUAUGGAAUAGCUGUUGAUUCUAUCGCCAGGAAGAUAUUUUACACAGACCAGGGAAAUAGGGUCAUUGCUGCCCUCAACAUAAGGGAGCGACCAUUUGAUUUCUAUGGGGGGCUCCUGAGAAGAUCAAAGCAAGAAACAUGAAAAAGA
Molecule: messenger RNA, 487 nt
Organism: Haliotis rufescens (red abalone)
Lineage: Eukaryota; Metazoa; Mollusca; Gastropoda; Lepetellida; Haliotidae
Exons: 3
Coding region: 35-481 (148 amino acids)
Source: RefSeq, a predicted model, not a curated record